This is a messenger RNA of Gloeophyllum trabeum ATCC 11539, 1485 nucleotides long. Its product is annotated as WLM-domain-containing protein. The transcript is spliced from 10 exons. The coding region runs from base 1 to 1485 and encodes 494 amino acids. The record is from RefSeq and is a predicted model, not a curated record. NCBI's taxonomy places the organism in Eukaryota, Fungi, Basidiomycota, Agaricomycetes, Gloeophyllales, Gloeophyllaceae.
AUGGUGCAUCACCGUAUCAACGAACGGGAGACAAACCCGAAUCCCCACAUAAACUUUAUAACCGCCCUUCCGAUGCCGCAACCGGAAGCACAGGAGGCGGCGAGGCAGCUAUUGCGGGCACUGGCGGCGCAAGUACGACCGAUAAUGAAAGCUCAUGGGUUCUCAGUGAAUAGCUUUGAGGAGUAUGAGUAUAAUCGAGUAUUCGCGGGUCGUAACUGGGAGGCAGGCGAAACUGUAGAGCUUGUGUUACGGCGACCCGAUGGUCGGUUCUACCCUAACUCAUGGCUGUUGAGCACACUGUGCCACGAGCUAGCCCACAUCAAACACAUGAAUCAUGGUCCUGCCUUCCAAGCCUUAUGGCGGCAAUUGAACAGCGAAGUGCGAGCGUUGCAGAACAAGGGCUAUUACGGCGAUGGCUACUGGUCCUCAGGGAAACUCCUGCUCGACUCGUCGCUAGUUGGCGGACAAACCUUAGAGACAGGUGAUCUACCCGAAUACAUGUGCGGAGGCGCCCAAACACGCACCCGACCUACCCGGAGACGAAGACGCACUGCAGCAGCCGGACCUUCUAAUCAUACCGGAGCUCAGACAGCCAAGAGGCGCAAGGCUGGGUCAAGAGUCAAAGCGGAGGGUGCCUUUGUCGGUAAAGGCACGUCUCUCAACGACGAUAUCAGUGACGAGGACAUCUUUAUGGCCAUUCUUCCUGCGCUAACCCCUGGUAUCAGCAAGCGGGCCAGGGAAGAAAGAGCCUUGGCUGCGGAGCGGAGGCUCCGUGCUAUCCAAGGAGGAUCUCAGCCCAAGGAACGGGAGAGAUCUUCCGGGGAUGAAGGAGAAGACGAGUUUGAGACGAAGCAAGAAACAGAUCAAGAACGCCGAAAUACCAUGAUGGAUAUGAUGAAGGAGUCUGAGUUGGACGAUCUCAAGAUGACCAAACAUGACUUCUGGAAAGACUUUGCAAUCUCCUCUACCUCACGGCCACCCAGGGGAGAGGACAAAGAUCCGCUUCAUUUUAUUGACCUGACCUCGGAUGAUGACAGACAUAGAUCAUUCUCCUCUUGUCCUCCAGCUUCGGCUAUAGCAGGUCUGUCGUCAAAUAAGCAUGCAAAGAACCCAACCCCAGCACCUCCAACCAAGGCUUCAACGGAGACGUCUAGUUUAAUGAAUACAUCAUCAUCAUCAAGCCAACUCUCGAAAGGAUCGACAAAGCCCAAGCAGGAUGUGCUUCGACUUGGGAACAUCGUGCAGGACGAGGUCAAAACAUGCAAGAAGGAAUCUCUGGGCUUGAAUGGUCCUGCCCGUAGGCUCGGAGCUGCCCCGGCUCGUGCAAAGCUAGGAUCUCCUGGCAACGCAACGGAAGCGAAUAGACUGGAAGGCCUACAGUGGGCCUGUGAGGUGUGCACAUUGUUAAAUCAAGAAGGCCAUCUGGCUUGCUCUGCCUGCGGUACUGCUAGGGAUGCGCCGUCUUGGUCUGGCUCGUACAGAUAG